AUGGCGGCCAGACUCCUCCCCUCCGCUGUGCGCCGCAUUCUGCUGGAGAACAACCCAAUGUGGUACCUCAUUGGCAACACGAAAGGCAGAAGUCUGUUGGAGGCGCAAUGCAAAGAAGCGCCGGCGGUCAGCAUUCUCUCUUUGGGCUGCGGUGACAUCCGAAACGUGCUUGCAACUGCUGCGGAAGGGAUCCCUCGACAGCCAAGUCCAGCUGUCGCCACCCGUGUGAAGAAAUCAGUUGGGGGCGGUUUUACUACUUCUGCUCUGAACUUCCACUUGAAUGACAUCAAUCCAGUGGUCAUGGCUCGUGCGGCGCUCCUGCUUCAGAUCUGCGCUUCCAUCGAGCCUGACGUCAGCGCCGACCUGGACUUUCUCUGGGCGAAGCUACUUGAGGAGAGCGGGAGGGGGCAGCUUGUCAACAUCACAAGAGAAGAGGACCGCAGUGCCUUGGUUCGAAUCUGGAGGCAAUGGCUGAAGACUUCGGAGCUGCCGUCAGUGCAUGCCGUGAAGCAGGAGCGGCGCGCAAACUUGCUCAGAAACCUGGAGCGGGUGGGGGCCCAAGGGAAGGGGCAACUCGAUCCCCCCAGCAUGAUGCGUCAGGCGAUGCCGCUUCUCAGGCCCCAGAAAGAGCAGGACGAGCUGAUUGACGGUUGUGGGACCUCAAUGGCAAUGCUGGUUUUCGAGGGGCUGGGUGAGAGGAACGGCGCCUUGGAGCGCCGAGCUGUGAAUGAAUGUCGAGAGUAUUUUCAGACGGGGAGCACAGCGGGAGAGCUGGAGAGGCCCUUUCUCAACCCGACGCUGCUCGAUCCCGAAACUCGAGCCUGGCACGUGCAUUACGGUUCGUGCCCCUUCCUUGCGUAUUUCCCGCUAGGUGCCAAGUCAAUGGAAGAAGCACAGAAGCGAGCGCUCCAUGGACAAUAUUUGGUGACCUUGUGCAAGGGACAUCUGAAGGCGCAGGUGACGGGAUUUCAGGCCUGGGGGGAGAGCCUGAGGGUCUGGCUGUGGCCGGGGGACGCGAUCAAGCUCUGCCUGUACGAGAUGCCAGGUGUUGCAGAGUUUGACGCCAUCGACACGUCCAAUCUGAGCGACCAUGUGGGGCUGCUGAACCUGCUAGUGGGCGCCGCACCCUUGCUGAAACGGUCUUCCAACUCCGGCCUGUACACCGCCUCAAUCACAUGGCCUGCUGCCGCCUCCACCUUUCCGGAUUACCUGGACCUCGCUCUGAGUUUCCCCCCUGAGAUGGCGCCUUCCAUCCUCGGGUUAAGGCUCGUGACUGACCUUCCAGAUGGGGAGCCAUGUCCCCCCAACUCUAGCCACUCGCUUAGAAUGUGCUGCCCAAAGAUCGUGGUCACAAAAGAAGCGGGCAGCGCCAGCUGUGCUUUGGACGCGGUGACGCCACUGACAGCUGUCCUCAAUCUCCAGCGCAUGGCGGAGCGGAGGGUCCUUGAACAGGCUUCUGCACUUGAAGCGCAGACUUUUCUGAGCGCAGAGGAGUUUGGUGACACGCAUCAAUUGUUCCAACUAGGAUGGGACACCCUCCAAGCGACUCUGACUCUGCAGAAAGAAAAGGCUAGCGACAAGGGUUUGGCUUCAGAAGCAGGGCCGUCGCCAUCUGUUACGGUCUUUGAGUCUUUGAUGGACAAAGACCUCCUAAGCAGCAUGUUCCACGGAGUCACCAGAAGCAUGCCGAUGCUGCGUCUCAUUCUCGUGGAGAAGCUCCCCCGCCUCAAGGACUCAGCCAGUUUGGCCCCCCUCCUCUUAAAUGCUCUUAAGUCCGACUCCAACACGCGCUCACUUCACAUACUGGACAGCUUUGUUCUCGACAGUGACGAGCCCCGCCUGUCGUUUCUCCUGAAGUCGGACCAUGGGCUGAAAGCUGAGGACACGUGGGCAGUCAUUGCGGACAUUCACAGCCUGCUUCCGCUGUACGCACCGAAGAAACUGUCGGACUUCCGGACGUGUGCUUUCGAGCUUGGGUCGGAGGGACUCAGCUCUGCGCAGAGUGUGGGAGCGUCUCGAGAGGAAGCGACUGACCUCCAGCAAGGAGCGUCAGACCUUCAGGUGUCCGCCGUGGUCGAGUACACGGACCACUACGUGGCAGUUCUUCGCUUCCCGCCCGGAUCGAAAGGAGCGCUCGAGGUUCGUGGUGCCGACUCGGCUGAAGGGAAAAGCUGUCACGCAAUCGUUGUAAAGCUCGGGGAGGCAGAAGAGUUUGCGGCGUCUCUGCGCUUCUUACACCCCGUGGACGCAUCGAAGGCCCGCUGCCAGAUCUCCCGCAAGAGAGGCCUCGUUAGCUGCACGCUGCCCAAGUCUGCCCACUGGCCGUCCGACGCCUCGGGCCAAAACAAGGCCUCCCAGAUCGACAUCGGCAGUCUUCCCGUGUGGCCGGCAACAGACGUCGGGGGCCUGAGCUCAGUCCUGGGGCUCAUGUUCACGUUAGAGGAGUCUUUGAGCAAAGUGCGGGGCACGCAGUACCAAGACUCCAACCGGUCCCCCUCGUUCGAUCUGCGAGAGACGCUGCAGAUUCUGUUCGUGCGGGCGUUCCGGGACGGGUACAAACGGCACGCGAUCAAGCUGAAGAGCGACGGACCGGAAGACGAGGCCCGUCUGUCGAUCUUCAUCAAGUCGCUCCGCAAAACAGCAAAGGGUAUGCCCCUGCUCGAGCUCGUAUACGCCGAUCAUGCACAAGCCCGCGCGCUUUUGAACGCGGGCAAGAUCGUGGGCAUGGAAUCCGUCCAGCGGUUCACGGCAGCCAUGCACAGCGUCGGCGGUCACGCGGAAUGGCACACAGUGCUGGUAUCGUCCGCCGAGCUGGAGCUUCUGCGGACAAUGCUGGAGAAGAACGCGACACGUAGCAAGCCGUCCGCUUGGCAAGUGGCGCAUACUCAAGGCCCCGAGUGGCGCGCAAGCCACGUGGUUCCGGUGUUUGGGGAGGAGAAGAAACGGGUCCUCGGCAGAGACGGCGACGGGCCGGGCAUGGAAGAGCUGCUGCGGUCGCUGGAAAAGGAGAGCGCCCAUCUGAGGGAUCCCCCUGCGCAAGCUUUGGAGGGGCGGCCAACUCUGGCGGAUCGUGGGCAAGGAGGACGGAGCGCCGGGCAGGGGGGUGCGGGAAAGGCCAAGCAAGCGGGGGGGGAAAAGAUGCCCGGACAGCGGGGGUAUGGCAGCGAAGCGACGGAGGGGGGAACAGCGAGAUUGACUGAUACGUGUGCUAAUUGUGGGCUUGGGGGGGGCGACGAACAGGGUGGAGUGGUUCUGAAGCAGUGCUCUCGGUGUAAGAAGGUGAAGUACUGCAGUGCUAGCUGCCAGAAAGCAGCAUGGGCCGGGCACAAGCCGCACUGCGUUGCGCAACCGUAGGCAACCUUUACGCCGUACGAUAGUUGCAUCAGCUGAUCCGGGAAAAGAGUCCGUAUUCGAAUGGGGUAGUGAGAGUGUCCUCAUGCCGUUCUUCUCGCCAACUCCCUAAGGACAUGCAAGACUGACAACCGCAAUGUACCCCACACGUCUAUGGAUUCGGAGCUUCACAUCACGAUUGAUCGUCUUGGUCAGUCCGUGCAAUCCGCU
Molecule: messenger RNA, 3561 nt
Organism: Klebsormidium nitens
Lineage: Eukaryota; Viridiplantae; Streptophyta; Klebsormidiophyceae; Klebsormidiales; Klebsormidiaceae
Source: the annotation of a GenBank genome assembly